AUGGCCCAGCCCACCGCAUCUCCCCAAGGCACAACCAUGCCCACCUCUCCUCAGCACUGGUCCACUGUGGCAGCCGUCUUCAUCGUUCUCUUCGCCCUCGCUGUCCUUCUCCUCGGCACCUGGCUGAUUCUGCGCCACCUCCGCCUCACCACCCGCAGGAAGCAGCUCAAGACCGAGGCCGCCGCCUCACCCUUCUCUUCCUCUUCUAUGGAUAUCGAGCUCGGCCACCUCCCCGCGCCGCCUCUAUCGAGAAAUCCGCACCCCUUUGGCACUCAGGCCUGGCACGGCCACGAGGACAUGCAGGCCUCGCAGGCAGAGCAAGACGCCCUGCAGAUCGCCAGCCUCGAGAGCCAGGUCGACCUGCUCGAGCAGGCGGCCGAGAUCCUCAACAAGGCGCUCGAGCUCGAGGAGGGCAGGAACAGGCAGCUGGUGCUGGAGCUUGCCGAGGAGCGCCACAAGUACCACCCUGUCGAUCCCGAGGUCAUGCGCCGGGCCAUUGAGGAGAUGCACAAGCCUAUGGAACGGCCUGCCCAGACCGCGCCGUCUUCUGCUACUACUGCUGAUACGACGACGACAACAACAACAACAACGAGAAGAAGGCACACGCUGCAGGCUGACAGGCUGCAGGAUGUGGUCCGCAGGAACUCCAAGAAGGCGCCGGAGCGCAGGGCUCAGCUUGAGACUGCUGCGCAUCUGGUGAGACCUCAGUCUGCCUCUAUCGAGGAUGCUGCUACUGCUGCUGAUGAGGGCGUCGGUGGUGAUGAUCCUUUUGCCGAUGACGCAGUUGUUGAGGAGGACGACGAGGCUUCUGGUGUUGAUCCUUCUGUGGCGCGUGGCUGA
Cryphonectria parasitica EP155 is the source of this 840-nucleotide messenger RNA. RefSeq lists its product as uncharacterized. The transcript has a single exon. The record is from RefSeq and is a predicted model, not a curated record. Lineage: Eukaryota; Fungi; Ascomycota; Sordariomycetes; Diaporthales; Cryphonectriaceae. Bases 1 to 840 code for a protein of 279 amino acids.